GAAACGAUCCAGGUUGUUCUCAUAAUCCAUUUUACAUAUAUACAAAGGAACAAUCGAGAAAAGGUUGAGGAAGAUGGCUAUGGUGACGGAGGAGAUUAAGGCCAAGGCAGAGUUCUACCAGGGAGAUCAGAUUUGUCAAGAGAAGUCAAAAGAGUUGCUCAAGGAAAUACUGUUGCCUAAUGGCCUAUUGCCCUUGAAAGACAUAGUGGAAUGUGGGUAUGUGAGGGAGACUGGAUUUGUGUGGCUGAAGCAGAAAAAGGAGACAACCCACAAGUUUCAGAAGAUUGGGAAGCUUGUAUCCUACGCCACUGAAGUCACAGCAUAUGUUGAGCCCAACAAGAUCAAGAAGCUCACCGGGGUGAAGACCAAGGAGCUCUUGAUCUGGGUCACACUGAAUGAAAUCUCUGUGGAUGAUCCCCCUACAGGGAAGAUCACUUUCAGAACUCCUACAGGGCUGUUCAGGUCAUUCCCUGUGUCAGCAUUUGAAGUUGAGGAGGCUGUUAAGGAAGUGAAGGAAAACAAGGAAGUGAAGGAAGCUGUGGAGGUGAAAGAGGUCUGAUUUUUAGGACCUUUCGAGCUCAAAUCAAAGGGCCUUUAUCUGUAUCUGGGUAAUGUUUGUGAUGCUUAAUUUGUAGCCUUUUACUAGUUUUUCCUCAUAAUAAAAUGAUGUUUAUCAAUAUUUCAUAUAA
Messenger RNA from Alnus glutinosa, 689 nucleotides. RefSeq lists its product as uncharacterized. Lineage: Eukaryota; Viridiplantae; Streptophyta; Magnoliopsida; Fagales; Betulaceae. The record is from RefSeq and is a predicted model, not a curated record. The transcript has a single exon. The coding region runs from base 74 to 559 and encodes 161 amino acids.